Messenger RNA from Rhipicephalus microplus (southern cattle tick), 1688 nucleotides. Its product is annotated as glutamine synthetase. Lineage: Eukaryota; Metazoa; Arthropoda; Arachnida; Ixodida; Ixodidae. Gene Ontology annotation, molecular function: glutamine synthetase activity. Gene Ontology annotation, cellular component: cytoplasm. The record is from RefSeq and is a predicted model, not a curated record.
AGUUCAAGAAACAAAGCGGUCCCUUGUGCAAAGGAGGGCGCUUGGCCUUGAUUGGCGAAGUCGAGGAAAAAAAGUUCAGUGAAAGAGUGUUUGUGAAUACAGGUGUUAUUAAAAGCCUACCUCGGCAGUCUUCGGUGUUUUCUACACGCGAGCCGCAGACAUAUGGCCAUGAACAGAGCGGCAGUGCUACAGCGAUACCUCGAUCUGGAUCAACCGGACGACGCUGUCUUCUGCACAUACGUCUUCGUCGAUGGAACUUUGGAGAGAACUCGAAGCAAGACCAGAACUCUGGACUUUGAGCCGAAAACCGCUGAAGAGUGCCCGGAAUGGACAUUCUGUGCCCUUGCAUCGUACCAGUGGCCCGACGCAGGCCCUAAGUCCGAAGCCUACCUGUCACCUGUCGCCCUGUUCAGGGACCCGUUUUUCAAGGGCCGCAACAAACUCGUCCUCUGCGAAGUACUCCAGCACGAUCGCUCACCAAUGAAGACUAAUACCCGCCAAAGCUGCCUCAACGCAAUGAACAAGGCGAAAGACCACCAACCCUGGUUCGGUAUCGAACAAGAGUACGUGGUAACUGAAAAAGACGGACACCCAGUGGACUGGCCGAGAGACUCUAGGCAUACAAUCAAGGCUCUAGGUCCCUACUGCUUCGGCGUCGGGGCUGAUGUCACUUCCGGGAGAUACAUAUCGAACGCUCACUACAAGGCGUGCACCUACGCCGGCGUCAAGAUGGCCGGCACAAACAGCGAGGGUAUGCUAUCUCAGUGGGAAUACCAGGUGGGUCCCCUGGAAGGCGUCGAAGCCGCCGACCACCUCUGGAUGUCGCGCUACAUAUUGGACCGUGUUGCCGAAGACUUCGGCGUGCUGGUCAGCCUGGAUCCGAUGCCUUAUCCACCGGGAGACUGGCUCGGUUCUGCCAUGCACACAAACUUUAGCACCAGGGCGAUGCGCAGCGACGGCGGCAUAAAUGUCAUCAGAGCUGCCAUCGAAAAGCUGAAGAGCAACGCCGACGCCGAUUUGGCCAGAUACGACACAGCCAGGGUGAAGCGAAACAAACUCCGGGUCGGAUCGGGAAUGAUGGCCACGCCUCUCGAGCAGUUCACCGCCGACGAGUGCUCCAAGGAGGUCAGCGUGCGCAUACCACGCACCGUAGUGGACGCUGGAAAGGGUUACCUGGAGGACAGACGGCCCGGAGCCAACGCGGACCCGUACACCGUCUGCGAGACGAUUGUCAGGACCGUGUGCCUAUAGUGUGACCGAUUAUAUGUCUCUGCCCGGCAAUCAUACUUCGCAAUCGCGCAUACGAAUGUUGCAGUUCUGAACACAUGCUCUGGCUGUGCCGAACCUUAAGUCUUUCAGCACCGUAGUGACCCCAGGUAACCACUAUUUCUUCUUUUUUUCUUCUUGAAACAUGUGAACCCAGCGUGCUGAAUUUAAAUGGUGCAUAUUUAGCAUUCGGCAAUCUGACAGAGAUGACGCUACUUCAUUUGGCUUUCAAUACAUGUUGCUUUCUUGCGGCUGCCGUCAUCUUGAAGGCACGAUAGACCAUGGACCCGAGGAUACCUUUUAUAGAUAUAUAAGUAUGUGCUCUUCCUAUGUUGAUAGUGCAGGUAAGCAUGAUGUAGGAGUAGCUAACGCUAAGGACUAUAGAAAUGAAGAGUUGUGCUUUCAUCAAAAGUGACCAGCAG